Diaporthe citri is the source of this 1512-nucleotide messenger RNA. RefSeq lists its product as uncharacterized. The transcript has a single exon. Gene Ontology annotation, molecular function: deaminase activity. Gene Ontology annotation, cellular component: cytosol. The record is from RefSeq and is a predicted model, not a curated record. Bases 1 to 1512 code for a protein of 503 amino acids. NCBI's taxonomy places the organism in Eukaryota, Fungi, Ascomycota, Sordariomycetes, Diaporthales, Diaporthaceae.
AUGCACGGGCUCCUCAGUUUGGUUGUUCCUUUUCUCCCGGCCGUUGUUGAAGCGGCCACCACUCACUACCAAGGUGGAACGAUUGUUGCUUUCGAUCGAGCGACCGAGGGACUUCGAGUAAUCAGGGAUGGGUCCAUCACAGUGACCGGUGACACUAUCACUGAAAUCUCAGAGUCUGUUCCAUCAAACAUCUCUACAGACUCGCAAAUAGUCAACAUCACCGGCAAGAUUGUUACCCCUGGCUUUAUCGACACGCAUCGGCACGGCUGGCAGACAGCUUUCAGAACAAUCGGCUCCAACUCAAGCCUUGUCGAGUACUUUUCCCGGUAUGGCGAGUUCGCAGCAGCCGGAUCUUGGACACCAGACGAUGUGUACAUCUCGCAGUUGAUCGGCCUGUACGAAGCCCAGGCAGCAGGAGUAACGACUACCCUCGACCACGCACAUCAUACAUGGUCGGACGAGACGGCAGAGGCUGGCUUGCAAGCAAGUAUCGACUCGGGGGCACGAGUUUUCUGGUGCUACACGUUCCACAACGUGACGAAUUACACCACGACCGAGCAACUCGUCAACUUCAAAGACAUCGCCACCAGGGCUGACUUUGCCAACACUUCCACCACUGUGGGCAUUGCGUACGAUUCCUUCGGACCUGACGGCAACGUGGAGGAAAUCAAGUCGAUCAUGUCCCUAGCCGACGAGUUCGACAUUCCCCUGGUCACCUCGCACUCCCUCCAAGGUCCAUGGCAAAUAACCAACUCCCCCGAGGACCUGCACAGCCUCGGGUACUUGAACGGCUCCCGGGCCGUCGUCCUCUCACACGCCUCAUUCCUCACGGCCACAGGGGCCGCUCUCCUCCGCUCCACCAACCAGUACAUUUCCAUCACGCCCGAGUCGGAGAUGCACUACGGCCACACGCACCCCAAGAACUACUUCAUCCAGGACCAGGCCGCCCUCGGCGUCGACACCCACUUCACCUUCUCCACCGACAUCCUGACGCAGGCGCGCAUGUGGCUGCAGCAGGCGCGCUACCACGUCUACGCCGACGUCAUCGAGCGCUGGAUGCUGCCCGCCACCAACCCGCAGAGCGUCAACCAGGCCUUCCUCCUCGCGACGCGCAACGGCGGCCUCGCGCUGCGGCGGGAGGACCUCGGCGUGAUCGAGGAGGGCGCGAAAGCCGACCUCGUCUUCUGGGACGGCGACUCGCCCGCGCUGCUGGGCUGGGCGGACCCCGUCGCCGCCGUGAUCCUGCACGCCAGCGUGGGCGAUAUCGAUACUGUCCUGGCCGGCGGGAAGGUCGUCAAGCAGGGCGGUAAGCUGGUCGUGGAUGGUUAUGACGGCCUGAAGGCACGGUUCCUGCGGACCGCGAGGAGGAUCCAGCAGAAGUGGAAGGACACGCCGUUGCCGUCGAUGGAGGUGGAGGCGUCGGCUAUGUCGGGCGACUUCCCUCUUGUCCAGGCUCAGAGGGCUGACGUCCUGCGUGGAAAUGGGGAUGGGUACGGGGCAGUCUUUUUGUAG